AUGACCGCUAUCGAGGAAAGAACAACAAUCUAUUCACUCCCUAACGAGAUUCUGGCACAAAUACUGGAGUGUUUACCAGCUAGAUUCCUUCCCCCAUUGGCUGGCGUAUCGCGUCGCUUUUGUGCCAACAUCCUGCGUAUUCUUCAGAUUCGACUUCUGUGGGUGGCCGCUCUGCAAGGCUGUACUCUCGAAACCUGCUUGGAUUUAAAGUAUUCACAGGACGAUUAUGCGGCUUUUGACGCCGAGUAUAUUGAUACCCCUGGUCUUUUCGCUGAGAACCUCGAUCUGCCCGAGCACCUAGCACGCCUUCCAACCCUAUACUCGAGAUGCGAGGUUCCAAACCGGCCGAGUAAAUUAUCUGGUGCCUCAAAAGCAAGUGGAGUGUCUGCAGAUAAGCUAUUUAUUGACGACAAGAGGUUCAUAUUUCUUCACUUAGAAAACGAUGCGGUAGAAAUUUUAUCUAUCCUCCAUUAUUACCGGGAAGAUUCUAUCACUUCCGAGGCGGAUAUACUGAGCUUAGGAGAUAAUGGGUUUUUAAAAUUCUCACGAGACUGGCUCAAUGAACAAGUAGACAGGCACAGUUCGGGCACCACGUAUCGCGAUGAGGACAAUGAUAUCUCUUGGGUUGAUGGCGAGAAGAACAUUGGUUUCAAGUUUCGAGUCGAAAAAUGGGAGCCUGAAUAUGCAGAGGAAAUGGGCCCCGAAUUUGAACACUGGGUACUGAUCAUUGAGGUCCCGAAAUUAUCCUCCACUUUGACGCUUGGAAACAUUUGA
Talaromyces rugulosus is the source of this 774-nucleotide messenger RNA. RefSeq lists its product as uncharacterized. Gene Ontology annotation, molecular function: protein binding. Lineage: Eukaryota; Fungi; Ascomycota; Eurotiomycetes; Eurotiales; Trichocomaceae. The record is from RefSeq and is a predicted model, not a curated record. Bases 1 to 774 code for a protein of 257 amino acids. The transcript is spliced from 3 exons.